This is a messenger RNA of Otolemur garnettii (small-eared galago), 1676 nucleotides long. RefSeq names its product ankyrin repeat domain 16 (gene ANKRD16). The transcript is spliced from 6 exons. Bases 247 to 1329 code for a protein of 360 amino acids. Gene Ontology annotation, molecular function: protein binding. The record is from RefSeq and is a predicted model, not a curated record. Lineage: Eukaryota; Metazoa; Chordata; Mammalia; Primates; Galagidae.
CUGCGUGAGGAAGUCGUACCUCUGGCGGUCUCGGCCAGGGAAGGGGAGCGGGCACAGGGCGGUCGCGGACCGGCUGUCCCUUCCCCAGUGGGACACAGGGCGCGAGUUGGGCGAUGUCGAGCAGCCAUCCCACCCUGUUGUUUACAGCCCUAGACCACACCCGUACGGGGGUAGCUCCCGAAAUUAGACACGCCUUCUCACUUGGAGAUGUCAGCCUAGACUGCCCGGCCACUCCGGAACGUGCCCAUGCAGCGCCCUGAUCCCCGACUGCCCAGUCCCCAAGUAGAAACCGGACCUGCCCUCGGCUUUUCCCAGCCUGAACUCCGUGUCCCUUCUACCUGCGAGCGGCACUGCCGGCCCGCCGUGGGGAUGGCCCCGCCAGAGGACCCGCGGCGGCUCUGCAAGCUGGUGCAGGAGGGCCGACUGUGCGCCCUGCAGGACGAGCUGCGGGCGGCCGGGGGCUGCCCGGAGAUGGUCGGGGACACCCUCCUGCACUGCGCCGCCCGCCACGGGCGCAGGGACAUCCUGGCCUAUCUGACCGAGGCCUGGGGCAUGGACAUCGAGGCCACCAACCGAGACUAUAAGCGGCCUCUACACGAGGCUGCCUCCAUGGGCCAUCGGGACUGCGUGCUAUACCUGCUAGGCCGAGGGGCGGCUGUGGACUGCCUGAAGAAGGCCGACUGGACUCCUCUGAUGAUGGCCUGCACAAGGAAGAAUCUCGAGGUGAUCCAGGACCUUGUGGAACAUGGUGCCAAUCCACUCCUAAAGAACAAAGAUGGCUGGAAUAGUUUCCACAUUGCCAGUCGGGAAGGUGACCCUCUGAUCCUCCAGUAUUUACUCACUGUUUGCCCAGAUGCCUGGAAGACGGAGAGCAAAAUUAGAAGAACCCCUCUGCACACCGCAGCAAUGCAUGGUCAUUUAGAGGCAGUAAAGAUGCUUCUUAAGAGGGCUUGCCUGUCAGCUGAGGAUAGCCUCGGCGCCCAGGCCUUGCACAGGGCAGCGGUCACUGGGCAGGAUGAAGCCAUCCACUUCUUGGUCUCUGAACUUGGCGUUGAUGUGGACGUGAGAGCAGCGUCAACCCGUCUCACCGCGCUGCUCUGUGCCGCUAAGGAAGGACAUAGAAGCACAGUUCAGACUCUCUUGUCCCUGGGUGCUGACAUCAGCUCUAAAGAUGAAAGAAAUCGAUCAGCCCUGCAUCUGGCCUGUGCAGGUCAGCACGUGGCCUGUGCCCAGUUUCUCCUCCAGUUGGGGCUGAAGGAUUCCGAAGACAUGACGGGCACCCUGGCUCAGGAGCUCACAGCAAGAGCAGCUCUGGCUAGAAGGCAGUGACCUGUGGAUGUUUCUAAAAGGAGGCGGGAAGGUGCACGGUAAUUUAUAUCCGGCUUCUUCAGUCACUCACGGAUUCAGUGAAACCAGUGGGAAGCCACUUUUCCAUCUCCUCCUCCUGCUGAAGAUUUCCCGAGGCUCAGGAGGCUGGGUUCCUAGUCCCCAUGGCAAACUGUGGAACCCUGAGCACAGUCAUAAUCUUCCCAUAGUCCAAAUUCCACUUUUUCUACCCUUAAAGUAGAAUUAGAUGUGUAUGAAGUCAGUCUCUGGAAUCCUUAGAGGAGAUGCAUGAAUAUGAUAUAUUCUAUAUAACUUUUACAGGUACAUGAAAUAUUUUGUAAUAAUUAUUA